GUUGCUUUGAUUGCGGAAGUGUACAGAUGCUGUUGGUUGUAGGCGCAGCUCACUAACAAUUAGCCUUAGGGCCGUAAUUUGACCGUGUUUAUUAUCCACUUGUAUGUAGUUCUGUGGGAGCUUCGGGUUCAGGUUCACGGCUCGAUCAGUCUUACAGGUUGAGCCAUCGUGAUGGCCGAUCACACUGAUGUCAGCCUGCAGCCGGAGGAGCGCGUCCGCGCCCUGACCAAGAAGGGCAGCUCGGUGGAGAUUAAUGACGACAUGCCCCCACGCCGCUACUUCCGCUCAGGCAUGGAGAUGAUCCGCAUGGCUAACAUCUACACGGAGGAGGGCAACAUCGAGCAUGCCUUUGUCCUUUACAAUAAAUAUAUUACGCUCUUUAUAGAAAAACUUCCCAAGCAUCGGGAUUACAAGACAGCCAACAUUCCUGAGAAAAAGGACACACUAAAGCAAACUUGUUUCAUCAUCAAAAAGAUCGAUACAUUUAAUGUCGCAGUUUAAAAAAAGGGCCAAAAAGAGAAACCACGGCUGAAACUAAGCCAGUAUGUGAUGUGUUUGCUACAUGCUCAGAAAGAGGAGGAGGAGGUGUUGGCGCGGCAGCAGUCCAAGCAGCGAGCGCUGGACGCAGAGCGGGAACGUGUGGCUGAGAUGCAGCGGCGGCAGCGGGAGCAGGAGCAGUUCAGUGCCUUUGAGGAGAUGAUCCGCCGCCAAGAGUUGGAGAAGGAGCGCCAACGAGUGCUUCUGGAGUUCGCCACUCCGGCUGAGCCUUCCUCUGACACACCCCUCAUCCCAGGCAUCCAGGGCCCCCCGUUAGUCUCCCCUACCUUUCCUCAGAUCCCAGGAGAACUGUCCAACCACCAACAUAACCGCCCUCCCACAUCCAUCGGCACACCCACCACCGGCCCGCCCAGCUUUGACCGCUCACUCAAGCCAGGGUCUCUGGUCAGCCCGGGGAAUAACAAUACAAUGGUGGAUGCCCUUCGGCAGUUGGCUGUUCCCGCUGAGUUGUGCCGGAGCUUUCUGCGGUUGGCUGAGGCCAACACAAGCAGAGCUGUAGAAACUUGUGGCAUCCUAUGUGGCAAACUGGUAAGAAGCUGGAACGGUUUUGGCUCACAAGAAUAAGUCCUCGUGGCUACCACUGGUCCUGUUCUGCUGUGUGAUGAGCACUGAAGUAAACUGAGGUCUGUCCUGUGUGUUUCCCAGACUCACCCCACACAGACAGCCUUCCUGUCCAGCGUAGACCUCCACACGCACUGCUCCUACCAGAUCAUGCUGCCAGAGGCCAUCGCGAUAGUCUGCUCGCCUAAAUUCAACGAAAUUGGCUACUUCAGACUGACAGAUCGGGGAACAGAUGAGAUUUCCACAUGUAAACAGAAAGGGUUUCAUCCUCACAGCAAAGAGCCACCUCUAUUUACACACGCCGGACAUGUCACCAUCACUGAUGGCACCGUGUCCAUGAUGGAUUUGCGGUGAUCUCUUUCCUCUUUUUCAC
Messenger RNA from Neolamprologus brichardi, 1492 nucleotides. The record is from RefSeq and is a predicted model, not a curated record. Lineage: Eukaryota; Metazoa; Chordata; Actinopteri; Cichliformes; Cichlidae.